AACAAGAUUGAAAUAAUAUAUGGUUCAUAUCUUAAUGAAAUGGUUAACAAAGUAUCAAAGUCCGAUCUAUGUUGAUCAAAUCUCUUCACCAGCUAUUUGUGAACCUUGUUUCCGCGUCAGGCUUUUGCUAGCCUCGAGUACAUGGUAAAGUCAGGAGAAACAAAAAGACAAAAAAUAUUUACCUCUUUAAAAUCAAGGAAACUAGCAUCCACACCACACCCACAGUCAAAAUAUUCCAUUGCAUCGACAGUGUUGUGCCCUGCAGAAAAAGUAUGGCAGAAGAAGUGGAUAACCAACAAAUAAUAUUUAGAGGGUACAUAGAGGGAAAUCCAAGAGAAACAGACAUGGAAUUUAAGGUUGGGAAGAAGAUGAAAAUGGAAGCUCCUAAAGGGUCUGGUGCAAUGCUGGUUAAGAAUCUCUAUCUGUCUUGUGAUCCUUAUAUGCGUGGAAGAAUGAGGAAUUUUCAUGGAUCUUAUAUCCCACCUUUUGUCCCUGGUUCUGUGAUCGAAGGAUUUGGGGUGUCCAAAGUUUUGGAUUCUGAUAACCCAAAAUUCAAGCAGGGCGAUAUAAUCUCAGGACUUACGGGCUGGGAAGAAUAUAGUUUGAUUUGUAAAACUGACCAAUUGAGAAAAGUUGUGGCAGAUGAUCUCCCACUCUCAUAUCAUAUUGGCCUCCUUGGCAUGCCAGGCUUUACAGCUUAUGUAGGAUUCUAUGAGAUAUGCAAACCUAAGAAAGGGGACUAUGUGUUUGUGUCUGCUGCCUCUGGUGCAGUUGGUCAGCUUGUAGGCCAACUUGCUAAAUUACAUGGAUGCUAUGUUGUUGGAAGUGCUGGAACAAAUCAAAAAGUUGAAUUGCUGAAGAAAAAACUUGGACUUGACGAAGCUUUUAACUAUAAAGAAGAAGCAGACUUCGACGCAGCUCUCAAAAGAUACUUUACAAAUGGCAUCGACAUAUACUUCGAUAAUGUCGGUGGAUCCAUGCUCGAUGCGGUACUCCUCAACAUGAGAGAUCAUGGCAGAAUUGCUGUUUGUGGGAUGGUUUCUCAACAGAAACUAUCUCAAACACAAGGGAUUUACAAUUUGUUCAAUCUUGUAAUAAAGAGAAUAACAAUGCAGGGGUUUUUGCAGAGUGAUUACUUACACUUAUUUCCACAGUUUUUGGAAAAUGUUGUGAGAUUUUAUAAGCAAGGGAAGAUAGUAUACUUAGAGGAUGUGAAUGAAGGAUUGGAAAGUGGUCCUGUUUCUCUUGCUGGACUGUUUUCAGGGAAAAAUGUAGGUAAGCAGGUGAUUUGUGUAGCCAGAGAAUAAUAUCUGUUUCGAUUAUCUAUUAAAAACUGAACGGAAUGGCAAAAAAAGAUUCAGGUGGCUGAUGCUUGAACGGUCCUUAUGGUGCUCUCCUCGGAGGUGUCUGCUAUAAAUAUGACAAUCUUUGGUGUACUCGAAUAUGUGUAUCUCUCUUCUUUAAUCAUGUUAAGUCAUGUCCAAUUCAAUUCAA
Molecule: messenger RNA, 1494 nt
Organism: Olea europaea var. sylvestris
Lineage: Eukaryota; Viridiplantae; Streptophyta; Magnoliopsida; Lamiales; Oleaceae
Product: 2-alkenal reductase (NADP(+)-dependent)
Exons: 6
Coding region: 273-1307 (344 amino acids)
Molecular function (GO): oxidoreductase activity, acting on the CH-CH group of donors, NAD or NADP as acceptor
Source: RefSeq, a predicted model, not a curated record